Teleopsis dalmanni is the source of this 1305-nucleotide messenger RNA. Its product is annotated as cingulin-like protein 1. The transcript is spliced from 8 exons. The coding region runs from base 117 to 1280 and encodes 387 amino acids. The record is from RefSeq and is a predicted model, not a curated record. NCBI's taxonomy places the organism in Eukaryota, Metazoa, Arthropoda, Insecta, Diptera, Diopsidae.
AAUGUAAUUAAAACAAUUUUAUUGUAUAAUAAAAUUUAUCGUUUAAUUUGAAAUAAUAGAAUGAACAGAUCCAACUAAGAGAUUUAAUCUUUAACGCUUUAAAAGAAAACAAACUUAUGACAACGAGAUUAGACCGCCUUAAACAUAUUCUGGAGACUGAAACCCAUGAUGACGCUACAAGAAAUCAGUAUAAUGCUGAAGCAUUGCAAAAUGUUCAGAAACAAAUACAAUACUUGCAAUUAGAAAAUAAGGAGCUUCGUGAUAUGAACAAUAGUUCACAAAUUACUAUAAAAAAUCUAGAAUUGGAAUUACAAACAUUUAGAAAUCAUAUGAUAACAAAAACCUAUGAUGAUGAUAAGCAAAAACAAGAAUUUAGAAUAAAGAUACUUGAGAAGACUGUUGGAAAUCAAAAAAAUGAGAUGGCACGACAAGCAACAAUUAUUCAGCAACUUUUGGAACAAAAGAAAGCUUUUCGUAUGCAAAUACAAGUUUUAGAGCAAGGAAACGAAGAAAAAUCACGUAAAAUCCAAAGUUUAACUGAUAAGAGUACGCCACAAAAUUCAGAAGGUGUAGAGUUUUGGAAAGCUUGUUAUUUAGAUUUGAAAGAGAAAUUUCAAUACCUAGAGAAAGCCCUUGAUAAUCGAGUAGAACGUGAAAAAAGGGCUCUGAAAAAAGUUGAAGAGACAUUAUAUGUGGUUGAUAGUGCUCUCACCGAGAAAGAGGCAGCAAUUCAACGGGAGCAGGUAGUCAAAGAAGAAUGUGAACAUUUAGCGUCAACUAUUGGUCAAGUAAUGGAUGAAGCAUCAAAAAAAGUGGAUGAAGAUAUGUUAUCGGAAAAAAGAAAAUAUGAACUCAAGGAAAAGGAGCUUAAAUGCAUUAAAGAGAAGCUUAGCGAUAAUUGCAAAAAUCAAGCAAAAUACAAUCAAAUUCUCCAAGCACGUUGUAAUAGAUUUGAAAAAAAAUACCAAGAUGCGAUUUCAGAAACGACGAGACUAACAAAUGAAUUAUCCACAGCUGCCAGAAUAUUAGAUGAACUUGAAGCCAAAAUAAUAGAACGUGAUAAUGUAAUUUUAGAAGGCAAAAAAACGAAAAGAAUCGUUGAAGAACACGAAGAAACAAUAAAAAAAUAUAUGGAAAGGCAUAAAAGUCUUAAUGAUAAAUACAAAUCGAUUAUAGCGGACAUGUCAAUAAAGUUUGAAGACGAAGUUAAUAAACUACAGAAGCAAAAUGCACAAUUGCAAAAAAAACUGCAACAAUUUCUGUGCGAUGAAAAUAGAUAAUAAAGCGUUGUUAUCAUAGUUAAAU